Messenger RNA from Cherax quadricarinatus, 5790 nucleotides. Its product is annotated as leucine-rich melanocyte differentiation-associated protein. The record is from RefSeq and is a predicted model, not a curated record. Gene Ontology annotation, molecular function: protein binding. Gene Ontology annotation, biological process: melanocyte differentiation. Lineage: Eukaryota; Metazoa; Arthropoda; Malacostraca; Decapoda; Parastacidae.
UCUCCACAGCAGCAACACCAAUUGCAAAGUAACGCCGGCAGUUAAUUCUUCACGUCGCACCAAAAUGUCGUCAUAAGUUUUAGUUACCUAUGUGCGGGUUAUUUGUGUUUUGCCAGCAGUAAAAGCUAUCUAAACGAGCAAAAAGUUAGCAAGUGGCUCUUUACUUUAUAAGUAUUGAGUUUCACUUACCGCGAUGCUCCUCGUUCUCGUGAAGCAAUUAAAAAAAACAUUGGAACUCAUACGUUAUUAACUUCGAGUUCAUAUUGGAAAUAAACAUUAAGGUAGUAGUCUGAGAUCAUCGUGACUGAUGUACCUUUAUAAGAGAGUCCAAGUUGCCGCAUGACUAAUUGGCAACAAUAUUUGGUCUUGCUGAAAACAUAACGUUAUUUAUAUAUAAAUAAGACUUUCAACUUGGAAUAUAGUGCAUACAAAAAAUCUUAAUACUGGAAUCAGGCACGAUGUGUAUGAAUAGGAGUGUGAGGUUAGGAGGAUGUUAAGUCGUGAAGCCUGGCCUGUCCUUUACCUUGCCUAUGUUAAAGCUCCUAUCGCCUCGCACAGUGUCUGGGCUUCCACCGGGGACACCAUACCUUGUGCUGUUGCACACACUGCCUCCCAAAGAGGCUUUGCCGGAUUAUCUUGCAUUUCUCGCGAGUGUGGGACUUGUGGCGUACCCCUGAGAGUAUUCAGAAAGUUUUGUACACUACACCAGCCGGGGGAGAUGACUGCUCAUCUGUGUAUCACCACGUACAAGAGCCCCAAGCAUGAGGUGCUUAAGUUGGAGCUAUGUUUUGUAGGACAGGAUUGCCAGAGGAUCCCCAGUAUCCUGGGGGCCACAUAUGGUCUCCAAACCAAGAGACUUGACCUUUCCUACAACUCCAUCAGGUCGCUGGAUGGGCUGAACAAAUUUCCUUUCUUGGAGGAAUUGAUACUAGAUAACAAUUACUUGGAUGACAGUGUGAUCAUACCUUGCCUCCACACACUUAACACUCUCUCACUGAACAAAAAUAAGAUCACCAACUUGGAGAAAUUAGUGGAGCAAAUCAGAGAACAUCUACCCAACUUACGUUAUCUGAGUCUCCUGGGCAAUGAGGCUUGUCCUGACCAACUAUCUUCAGCUGACAAAGAUGAGAAGGACUACAGGAGGUAUAGAUUAUAUGUGCUAAACCGGUUGCCCACUCUCAAGUUCCUGGAUUCGACUGGUGUAAGGAGGAGUGAAAUGAGAGAAGCUAGAAAGCGAGGAGCCCUGGCAAGAACCAUCAGACCACCACCACUCCCAGUCUGCCCUCUACCACUCACCAAAAUGAGGUAUGAUGGAAUGGGUGGUUCACUGUUGCCCACAGAAGGGAAUCGUACAGCCAAGAAAAACCCAGUGGACAGCAGGGAGAUGAAUGGCACAGUUGGAAAACGAGGUAUACCAGACAUUCUCUCGCCCAUGACCCACACUGUUGAAGGUGUUGCAGCUCUUCAGUGGUUAGCUCUUCCCUGUGGUCGUCCGCCAACUCUUCCACAUCCUGGCCACUCGCAUCCAACCCUGAGCAUAUGGAAUAAGGCAGUAUAGGUACCUUGGUCAACAUUCAGAGGGCAACCGCUUCAUCAACAAUGAGGCACUCUAAGGUAGACUGUCCAUUCAAGGAACUUUCACCAGAGAAACCAUAACUUUCUUUACUACUACUUAUCCAGCUGACAUACUGCAUUUUUUAAAUCAUGCUAUAACUGCAGUGUUGGUUUAAUAUGAAGUAUAAAGUAUUUUUUAAGUUAGUCCUGUCUUGGCAUAGAACUAUUAUAUUCACAGGGAGUGCUAAACCUGUAGGGAUCAUACAGCACCUGGGAGGAAUGGAAGGCAUUUAGAUUCAAUCCAAGGAAGGGGAGCCGUAAGAUAAAUUUUAUUACCUUUGAUAUACCUUUUGAAGAGUUUUGCGAGUUUCACUAUUCUCAGAGCCUGGCCAUGAGCCAGGCUCAUCUGAUGCUUGCCUGGUCAACCAGACUGUUGCUGCUGGAGGCCUGCUGCCCCACAUAUCAAUCACAGCCUGGUUGGUAUGGCACCUGGUGCAGAUACUUGUCCAGUUUCCUCUUGAAGGCUUCUACACUUGUUCCAGCUGAGUUUCUGAUAUGUUCUGGUAAAUAAUUUUCAACUUUUGUGACUUGCAUAUGUAGGAAAAUUAACAUAUUAUUAGCACAUGUAGCACUGGUCGCCAUUGCCCAGCGGUGAGAGUAGCAACUCUCAUUGCUGAGGUCCAGGUAAUAAACACUGGACAUUAACAUGUAGCUUUUCAAACUAAUAUCUUUCACUGUAUUAUUUUAUUUUAGAAGGAUGAGUUAAUAUGGUGGUAUUAAAUAUUGCAAUAUCUUUCGCUGUAGCAUUUUAUGUUAGAAGGAUGAGUUAAUAUAGUGGUAUUAAAUAUUGCAAUAUUAAAUAACAUUAAAGCCCAUAUUUUGAACUCUACUGAACCAGAAACAACUGGAGUUAUUGUAUGGUAUCUGAUAGUCUGUGAACAGAUUCUAGCUGUUGUAAAUUCACUGGUGUAAUCGCCCAGUCCGGGCCUUCUUCAGGUGGUGGCCCAGCCUUGACUCCGUCAUGGGAGUGUUUCAGACCAGUGUCUGCCAUAGGAAGAGGUACAAGUACCUCAUCAUCAUCUGGGACCAGCUGUCCCCAGGCCUAGCCCCAUUCCCUGCCCCCACAGGGCUUGGAGGGAGAAGCAAGGCACCUUGGGCUGCCACAAAUGCUGUUCACACUGGGCUCAAAGGGUGUAGCAGCUACAUAUUGUAGCUGUGUUGGAAUACAUGUACUACUGUUUACUGUGAACAAUCCCAAAAGUUUGUUAAAAGUUCAGUGUUAGAUAUAUAACACUGGGCACAAUUCCGUGACUGGAACGAUACACAAAUAACUCAUAUAGAAGAGUGGAGGUUACGGCAACAUUUUGGUCUGACUUGGACCAUUUACAAAGCGACUGUAAAUGGUCCAAGUCGGACCGAAACAUCGUCGUAAGCUCCUCUUCUGUAUACGGGUUAUUUGUGUACAGUGCAAAGCGUUUCUCUGUGAGGUACUUGAGACAUGUGGGGCUAAUAUAUAGGCUGGAGCCUGUAAUGUUGAGCUUAACAUUUUACUUCUUUGUCUUUGCCAGGCCUUGUGGUAAUGUCUAUAGGACUUUUCAUUUCCUUCCACUCCCAGAAAGUCUAAAUACUCGCCAACUUGGUUUACACUUUGUAUGCAAAUGCUGAUGCACUUCAAGCUUAAUUCUUGUACCUCAGGACAGGUAAUAAUCUACAUGCAACCAACCAGUGACUGUUAGUCUUGCUUGCUCAUCCUUCUGCUUCAUCUACAGCUGGUAAUUAUACUAUACAAGGUGCACAUUAUCACUAAGUUCAUUUUCUUUUUUUUUUUUAACUAUGAUUGUUACACCCAUACUCUUAUAUUCAUGAAAGGAGCUAAACCCACGAGGGUCAUUCAGCUGCUACACCAAGUGUCUCGAGUGAAUGCAUUAGCAUUAAUUUCCUCAAAUUAGUAAAAUUCUUAUUUUCAUUGGCCUACUUGCAAACUUGGAUUAUGCUUCCUUUACAAGUACUGUUUGCUGAUUGGCAGUGGCUGAUGUCAGUUGACUGCUAGGUCUUGUUAAUGUUAGGCUUACUAUAAUGUUAAGCUAAUGUAAUCUGUAACAGGUAUGACUAAUGUAAGUUCUGUGUAUGCACAUUAAGUACUUCUUGCAGAAUGUCAUGCUUUUUUUUAGGCCAGGUCAGACAUAUUGCUUUAAAAAAUGCAUUUUUUUUUUUUUUUGUCCCCAAAAGAUGACUAAGCAGCCUCAUCUGACCUUGUCAAAAAAAAAAAAAUUAAUUUAGUUUUGACAAAUUUAUUUUGGGUCAGCCUGAAUUUAAUUAGUAUUUAUGGAGUAUGUAUAAUCAGUAUAACUAUUUUGUGAUACCCAGAUUGGUUUUUGCAGUUAUUGCAACAGUGAAUUUCAUUUUAAGCAAGGAUUAUAGGUUCUGCCAUCCCUAGUGGUUUAGUUUUUUUUUUUUUUUUUAUGUAGGUUCUGUCAAAAAAAAAAAAAAAAUUAUGCCCUGCAAGAGUUAUUCUCAGGAAGUCAUGGAAACCAGUUAGCUAGAUUUGGUGGGAAAUAUAGUACCUUAAUUCUGGAGGGUGGGAAUUUAACAGUUUAGAGGGUUUGAAUUGUACCUAUUGAAUAAAUGCUGAUAAAUGUUUUCUUCAGUCACCAACAUAGGAAAUAUGUUACUGUAUUUAAAUCUCCAAAAAAUUUAAAAACUAAUUUGAUACACAAACAGGACUGUGUGUGUGUGUGUGCGUAUUAUAUAUAUAUAUAUAUAUUAUGGGUAAUUACUUUGUUCAUAUUCACCAGUAUUUGUUGUGCUUAUUGUAAAUAAUUUUAAUUGUCAGAUAGUGCACAGACUGACAGUAGCUGUUUAUCUGGUACAUUUCUUCAAACAUUUAUGUAAGACCACAACUGUCCGUAUCUUUAAAACGAGAACAAACUUCAUUGUACUAUUUUUUUUUAUAUAAUUUCUAAAGCUGAUUUUCACAAACAUUGCAGUGUGCUUGUGUCUUGCUAAUAGAAGUAAUUUAUGUUGUUGCAACACUGUGAACAUGCAUAUGUACACACCUUUAUUAAUGGCUAUGGGAUGGGCUCUCGCAUUAACUCGUGUCACACUAUUUCUGGCCUUGUGGGCCCUAUUGUAUCUAGUCUUAUAAAUGUGGAAACAUUUCAUUGUAGAAAUUACUAAAAUGUGUAGUAAGGUAUGAUAGUGCUGUAGUGAUAUCUAGGUAAAGCUAACGUAAGAUAUUUCCCUCGACUGUUCAGAUACAGGCCAUUAUUAAAUUUAAAUGUAAGAGAAAGUGGAAAUGUCUAAUAUAUAAUAAAAUAAAACCUUAUAAAAUAUGGGAAUGGUUCUAGUAAUGUAUCCAUUGCAAUGAUCAGAGAGCAUCUACAUGUAGCUGAUAACUAACAGCUUCAUCUCCCAACAGUUUUUAUACAGAUCAUUUAUUUAAAUGAAAUAUGGUAGUGGAUAAAAGCACAGUGAUAGAGUAAUUGAAUUUAGCCUCUCCUCAUUUAACGACUUACUCGUUUACUGAUGACUUGGACUUACAACGGACUGACUAGUAUGCAUACCUAAAUGUUUAUUAGAGCCAAUUUCCUCUAUUCUGUUUAUUACAAUAUACAGUACACUACUGUAUAAAUGUUUAAAAAUAUACCAGAAAUGGUGCAAAGGUGACCACUACCAUCACCUGCUAUCAACAGGUUAAAUUUGGUACAGGACAUGUGAUGUAUGGUUACUAAACGUGUAAGAACUCGCCACACCUAUUUAAAUUGUGGGUGGUGAAAAGCUAUGAUGGCUCAAGCCAUACAAGCCCUUCUCCCACUGGUAUGGAGGGCUGAUAAGGAUCAAUAGAGUACAAGCUGUGACAGUCCUGCAAACCUCAAUCAUUUAUCAUGGUUGACGUCAUUGUAUGACCCUUGUGAGUUUAGUGCUUAGUUAUGUGGUUGAGCUGCAGUUAAGAUCACUUCUCCCUACACAAGUUUGUUUAAUAGCUUUCACAAUCAAACACAUACAUUUCACAAUUGUAGAAAAAAAUAGAAUAGGUAUACUACAGUAAAUGCAUGGAAAUGAAUAAUUAGUGUUCACUAGCAUUUGUGCACCACCCAGCUCAUUUGUUUCAACUUAAGUGAGCAUGAUCGGUCACUUUUUUCAAUUCAGUUAUGACUUUGUAACAGUAGUUUGCCUUUCCAGAGAUUUACUAGAACUGAUUUGGUUUUUGCUUAAUAUUACACAAGUCUUUUUAUA